CUGCUGUAAAGUUAACACACAGAGACACAUUGAGAGAAACAGACAUGUCUGACACCGGCUGUGGUUUGAAAUCUCCCAAAUCUCAAGAAGACGACAACAGAGAAGAAAAGCUCUAUGGAAAUGUUUUUGCAGAACUUGAAUCUGUAGAUCUGCCCUUAGAAACAUCUUUAGGGUCCGUGUACGAUGAUCAGCCUAACGCACACAGACGGUUUAUGGAGAAACUUGAUGUGAGAAUACGUAACCACGACCGAGAGAUCGAGAAGAUGUGUAACUUUCAUCAUCAGGGCUUCGUGGACGCUAUCACAGAGCUGCUGAAAGUACGAGCGGAUGCGAAGAAACUGAUGGGCCAAGUGAGCGACACUAACCGGAGACUUCAAGACGCCGGACGAGAGGUGACGGCUCAAACCCAAGAGGUCAUCCGCUGUCGGGUUCAGCAGAGGAACAUGGCCACCACCGUGGAGAAACUACAGCUCUGCAUCCCGGUUCUGGAAAUGUACAGCAAACUGAAGGAGCAACUGGAAUCAAAGAGAUAUUAUUCUGCAUUAAAAACUAUGGAGCAGCUAGAAAACUUGUAUAUUCCCCGAGUGAGUCAGUACAGGUUCUGUCAGAUCAUGGCCGAGACGCUCCCCAAACUCCGCGAGGAGAUUAAAGACGUCUCCAUGUCUGACCUGAAAGACUUUCUGGAGAGUAUCCGCAAACACUCGGAUAAGAUCGGAGAAACUGCGAUGAGACAGGCUCAACAGCACCGCACAUUUAACAGCGCUGUACAGAAGCAGGUGACGCUCAGCUGUACUAAACCUCUUUAUGGUCUGAACGGACGCACGUCGCUCCAUCACAACGGUCUGAGUCCUGAGGAGACGGCAGAUGAAGACGACGCUGAUGAUGAGGUUUUGACGGCUCAGGAUCUGGUGGAUUUCUCACCUGUCUAUCGCUGUCUUCACAUCUACACUGUUCUGGGGGACAGAGAGACGUUUGAGAAUUAUUACAGAAAGCAGAGAAAGAAGCAGGCCAGACUGGUCCUGCAGCCUCAGUCUAAUAUGCACGAGACAGUUGAGGGCUACAGGAGAUACUUUAAUCAGAUUGUGGGGUUUUUUGUGGUGGAGGAUCACAUAUUACACGCCACGCGGGGUCUGGUGACCAGAGCCUUCACGGACGAGCUGUGGAACAUGGCCCUGUCGAAGAUCAUCGCCGUUCUCCGCACGCACUCGUCGUACUGCACUGACCCUGAUCUGGUUCUAGAGCUGAAGAACCUCAUUGUUAUAUUUGCAGACACUUUGCAGGGCUAUGGUUUUCCUGUCAACAGACUCUUUGACCUGUUGUUUGAGGUCAGAGAUCAAUACAACGAGACGUUGCUGAAGAAAUGGGCUCUGGUGUUCAGGGAGAUCUUCGAGCAGGAUAACUACAGUCCCAUACCUGUGGAGAACGAGGAGGAAUAUAAAGCAGUCAUCAGUCGCUUCCCCUUCCACGACGCCGAGAUCGAGAAGCAACAGUUUCCAAAGAAGCUGCCGAUGUCCCAGUCCGUGCCUCAGAUCUACGCUCAAGUGAAGGAGUUUAUUUAUGCCAGUUUAAAGUUCUCUGAGUCGCUUCAUCGCAGCUGGACUGAAAUCGACGACAUGCUCCGUAAAUCCACUAACCUUCUGUUGACCCGGACGCUGAGCAGCUGUCUGCAGAAUCUCAUCAAGAAACCACACAUAGGAUUGACUGAGCUGGUUCAGAUCAUCAUCAACACCACUCAUUUAGAACAGGCCUGUAAAUACCUGGAGGAUUUCAUCACCAACAUCACCAACGUGUCACCAGAGACCGUUCACACCACAAGACUCUACGGACUUUCCACAUUCAAGGAUGCGAGGCACGCGGCCGAGGGUGAGAUCUACACCAAACUCAAUCAGAAGAUCGAUGAGUUCAUUCAGUUGGCGGAUUAUGAGUGGUGUAUGGUGGAGUCAGACGGGCGGGCGAGUGGAUAUCUCAUGGAUCUCAUUAACUUCCUGCGCAGCACCUUUCAGGUCUUCACACAUCUUCCGAAUAACAGCAAUGAUCAUGCGUCAAUGUCGGGUAAGGUUGCGCAGACGGCCUGUAUGUCGGCCUGUAAACAUCUGGCCACAUCACUGAUGCAGAUGCUGUUGGAUUCUGAACUCAAGCAGGUCACCAUGGGAGCCGUUCAGCAGUUUAAUCUGGACGUCAUACAGUGUGAAUUGUUUGCAAGUUCUGAGCCUGUGCCAGGAUUCCAGGGAGACACGCUGCAGCUGGCCUUCAUCGACCUCAGACAGCUUCUGGAUCUGUUCAUGGUUUGGGAUUGGUCCACAUAUCUGGCUGACUACGGGCAGCCCACCUCCAAAUACCUGCGGGUGAAUCCCUCCACGGCUCUCGCUCUUUUAGAAAAGAUGAAGGACACAGGGAAGAAGAACAACAUCUUCUCUCAGUUCAGAAAGAACGACCGCGACAAACAGAAGCUCAUCGAGACGGUGGUGAAGCAGCUGAGGAGUCUGGUAAACGGCAUGUCCCAGCAUUCCUAGAGUCUUCAUGCACCACAUACUACAUGAGACUUCCACCAACAUCUCAGAAGUGCUGUGAGACCACUUCAUCUCCUGCUGUCUGCCAAAAUAUCCCCCACUCGCUUAAUGAUGUCCAUACAGGGCAGAGAGAACAGAAGACGUGCUGUCAUUUUUUUGUAGUGUAUUUUUAAAGGAGUUAUGUUUUGUACAUUGUGACGGUGCAAUGAUUGUAAUGUGAUGCUCGAUGGAGAGAGAGAAAGAGAGAGAGAGAGAGAGAGAGAGAGAGAGAGAGAGACGGCUGAUGGUCUUGAUGAUCACAUGGAAGAUGUUUUUAUUGUAAAUAUUUGUACAUGUAUAUUUAACAGCGCUAUGGAAUCCUGCUUCCCGAGCUGAACGUGACUCACGUUGGGUGACAUUUGCAUGAGAAUGACUCCGUUUUCAUUUUUCGUUGACAAACGUUGCUAAAACUUGACUGGUGCAUUAACGCCACUCAUCCAUGUAAGAGAACGGCUACAUUUCACUAAAUGCACCAGAGAAUUCUAUUUCAUUUUCUUUUCUCAGGGCAAAAGGAAAGCUUUUGGUUCAGAUGCUUUAGAAUCUCAUUGGAUGUAUCUAAAUGAGCAAUAAUAGGUCCGGAUACAUAUUCAAGCUUAACUUUAUUCUUCACUUAGUUUUAUUCUCCACAUUUUUUUUCAACGGACAUUUUGCACUGAACAUUUUUUAAGUUUGCCUUUAAACUCUAUGCUUAUGUAUUUAAAGUACAUUGUAUAUAGCACAAUAUUUUGUUAAAAGGGAAAAAAAAUGGAAUGUAAAGAUUGAAUCUGUUCUCUAAACGCAACUCAACACUUUCUCUGAUGUCUGUGUUCAGUCCUCUGAUGGCUGUCGACACUAAUAUGAAAAGAACUCUAUAAACAGAUCAGCAGUUAAUGUACAUGUGAAAAGUGCAAAAGCAGAUAGAAACACACAUUAAUAACAUUUCAACUUUUUCAUUGUACAUUUGGCCGUAGAAGGGUUUAAUAUUCAAAAUGAAAGUGUCAUGUUGAAGUCUCUCACCGGAUUCACUCAAAACCCACUCGUUUAAUAAAACUGUGUCAUUAAAAUACAUUUCAUCUCUUGUUUUUGAUUCCAUGUUCUUCAACAUAUUUUCCUCAUGUGUAACUUUAUACGGCAUUGCAUUCCGCUGCUGAAAUGUUUUCUUUGUUUUAUUUAAGUUUCAAAACUGUUCUUCAGUAGGAUUUAUUGAUGCUCAACUCUGAAUUUUUCAUUUCCUUCCUUCUGUCAAUAAACAAAAGUGUAAUAAAUGAUUCCAUUGUU
Messenger RNA from Triplophysa dalaica, 3806 nucleotides. It is a transcript of the gene exoc6, whose product is annotated as exocyst complex component 6. The transcript is spliced from 23 exons. The coding region runs from base 45 to 2513 and encodes 822 amino acids. Gene Ontology annotation, cellular component: exocyst; membrane. NCBI's taxonomy places the organism in Eukaryota, Metazoa, Chordata, Actinopteri, Cypriniformes, Nemacheilidae. The record is from RefSeq and is a predicted model, not a curated record. Gene Ontology annotation, biological process: exocytosis; intracellular protein transport; Golgi to plasma membrane transport.